AUGGGGAGGCAACUGGGCUCCCUUGGACUUGCACUAGGCCUGCUCUUUGGCUGUGGUGAGUACCUCUCCUGCUCCCACUCUGCAGUCGUGCAAGAGACCAGCACACAAGUACUAUGUGGGGUGCCCUCCCUGGGCCGGAUCGUGGGUGGAAUGGAUGCCCAAAGUGGACAGUGGCCCUGGCAGGCCAACCUUAAUUUCAAUGGUGUUCACGUCUGUGGAGCGACCCUCAUCAACCCCCAGUGGGUGGUCACAGCGGCUCAUUGCUUCCCCCCGGUGAAUGACAUUAAUCUGUAUGAGGUGACUCUGGGAGCCUUCCAGCUCAGAAACCCCUCAACAGAUGUUGUAGUGAGGCUGAUAGGCGAAGUGAUCAAACACCCGGACUUCACUGAAGAUGAAGGAUCUAAAGGCGACAUCGCCCUGGUGAAGCUCAAACAACCGGUUCCUUACACCCGCACAAUCCGGCCCGUUUGCCUGCCUGCCUCCUCCGUCAACUUCCCCAAUGGCAUGAAGUGUACAGUCACCGGCUGGGGGAACGUGCUCAUGUCCACGAGCCUCCCCUCGCCCAUGACGCUACAGCAGCUCGAAGUGCCCAUUAUCGGGCUGGACACCUGCAAGUGCCUGUACAAACGGAACCCGGAUCCUGAGGACCCCCACGUCAUCUACAGCGACAUGAUGUGUGCUGGCUUUGCCGAGGGAAAGAAGGAUGCCUGUCAGGGUGACUCUGGAGGGCCGCUGUCCUGUCGCAUUGGCAAUGCUUGGUUCCUGGCUGGAGUGGUGAGCUGGGGGGACUCAUGCGGAGCCCCCAACAGGCCUGGUGUCUAUACCCGCGCCUCGAGUUAUGCUCACUGGAUUAAGGAGCAUGUUCCGGAGGCGGAGUUCAGCGAUGUAGUCGCCGAUGUGGAGCCAGUCUCCGAAGAGGGCAUGUGCUCCGUUACUACUACUAGCCGGCCUGGACCUUUGGGUGACAUCCAGCCUGCGCCAGGCUGGAACCGUCCUAUCAACCCCAGCAAUCCUCCCUCAGACAGCGCUGCCUCCUGGGCCUGUACAGCCAGCCUGCCCCUUCUUCUCCUUCUCCUUCUUCAGAGCUACCAGUAUCUCCUAUAAACCACGCAGCGGUUGUGCCACAAGAUUGUGUAGGGCGAGUGGAUCCCUUCCUACUCUCAUACUCAAGUGGAUGGUCCCAUUAUUUCAUGGUCUGUCACUCCUCAGGCUUUCGCUUUGCCCGCCGAACGCAACUCCCCUUGCCCUGGCUGCAUAUUUUUGAACUGAUCAUGGCUGGAUGCAAUUCUGUAGGCCCCAAAUGGCAGCCAUCCUCUAACCUCGCUGUUGAGGACAGCUUCCCAUUAAGUUAUGAAAUUCUGUCUACUCUCUUCCUCAUGCUAAUUCCUGGGUCUCACUUCUCACCAAUCCCUGAUGUCACUGCCUGGCAUCCUCUGCCAUCUGUACACGGACUCAUUCCUCACCCAAACUGAUGUGCCUUGAUCUGCCUCAUGAUACGUACCGCUCUCAGGUUCCCUUCAUGCGCUCCUCAAACUUCCAGCUUGUAAAACCAAGCCGUCUCAUAGCUGCU
Elgaria multicarinata webbii is the source of this 1570-nucleotide messenger RNA. It is a transcript of the gene PRSS8, whose product is annotated as serine protease 8. The record is from RefSeq and is a predicted model, not a curated record. The transcript is spliced from 6 exons. Gene Ontology annotation, biological process: proteolysis. Bases 1 to 1104 code for a protein of 367 amino acids. Gene Ontology annotation, molecular function: serine-type endopeptidase activity. Lineage: Eukaryota; Metazoa; Chordata; Lepidosauria; Squamata; Anguidae.